UAAGCGAGCAGUGAAAGUACUUGACGGCGCAACAGCAAACAGCUGAUUUUUAAAAUAUUACAACGCAAUUUCGUGCCUUCGAUUUUUGCGUUCUAGCCUAUAACAAGUGUUACAAAGUAACGGAAAAGUUUUAACAACUCUAAAAGCAAUAAUGUCUGCAUCACCAACUGCGCGUCAGGCCAUCAAUCAUGCGCUGCCAAUGGCCAUGGCCAAAACAAAGAAAAUUGUAGUAACAGAUCCCAUACAAAUGCCUGAAGUUUACUCAUCUACACCUGGCGGCACCAUAUACUCCACCACACCUGGCGGCACCAAGCUUAUCUAUGAACGAGCAUUCAUGAAGAAUCUGCGCGCCUCCCCGCUCAGCCAAACGCCACCCAAUAUUCCCAGCUGCCUAAUGCGUGGCACUCCCCGCACUCCGUUCCGCAAAUGUGUUCCCGUGCCCACGGAUCUGGUGAAGCAAACCUCUUCACUGAAAAUCGAAGAACAAGAACAGUUCCAACUGGAGCUGUAAACAACAUAACCAGCUCUCCAUGCAGCAACUGCCCAAAUCACACAUCAAUCUAGUUUUAGUUACUGAUCUUCUUAGAAAUUAGUUAUCAUCUCUUUAAACUUUCUAUCAGCAUAUAGCUCUUAAGUUUGUAGUCAUAUUGACUGAAUAUGUUUUAUAAUUUAAGCUCAAGUCAAAACAAGAAAUAAUAAAAAGUAUUUUAUUACUAUUUAUUUAAAAACUAA
Messenger RNA from Drosophila busckii, 732 nucleotides. RefSeq names its product eukaryotic translation initiation factor 4E-binding protein 3-like. Gene Ontology annotation, biological process: negative regulation of translational initiation. Gene Ontology annotation, cellular component: cytoplasm. NCBI's taxonomy places the organism in Eukaryota, Metazoa, Arthropoda, Insecta, Diptera, Drosophilidae. Gene Ontology annotation, molecular function: eukaryotic initiation factor 4E binding. Bases 152 to 511 code for a protein of 119 amino acids. The record is from RefSeq and is a predicted model, not a curated record. The transcript is spliced from 2 exons.